UGCAGCUGAGACAACCAAGGAUAGAGGAGUAUUGAGAAGGUAAUUAAUGGAGUUUCUGAAGCAAAACUUGGACCUGAUCUUGGUCCCUGCAGGGCUCUUUCUCAUGUUCACCUACCAUCUCUACCUCCUCUACCGAGUCCUAAAACAUCCUUCAACAACAUCCAUCGGCUAUGAGAACCACAUCUGGAUGUCUUGGGUCGAGAGAGUGAUGGGUGACUCGAGUUAUAUAAGCAUAGCAAUAUCAGUGAUAUCAAACAACACAUCAAGUUCAAUCUACUUGGGUUCUAUGUGCCUUUCACUAUGCGGUUUCAUAGGAAUAUGGGUGGGAACCUCAACAAGCAGUGUCGUCAAUCCUGUGUAUAUACUGGGAAACACAAGUUCAGCCACCAUUUCCCUUAAAGACAUAAGCAUGCUCUUUGCUUUCUUGAUGGGCUUUGGGGCAUUUAUGCAGUCUGUGAGGUACUAUGUGCAGGCAAACUCCUUAGUAAGCAUGUCAAGUAAGGAUUUACCAGUGCUCUAUGUGCAGAGGUUGGUGUUAAGGGGCAAUAAUUUCUGGCAGGUUGGAUUGAGGUUGCUCUACUUAGCUAUGGCUUUGUUGUUUUGGAGUUUCGGGCCCAUACCAAUGUUUGUAUCGUGCUUGGUUAUGGUCAUAUUUCUGUAUUUCUUGGACUCGAAUGCGGAACCAUUGCAUUUGUUUCUGCAGGGGACUAAUUAUCCGGUGAAGAAGAAGAAGGUGGAGGAGGUGGCUGUUAGGGUAUAGGGGUGAACCGGUGCUGGAGAAAGUGGCGUUUGGAGGUAUUUUUUUUUUUAAUCAGUCCUAUUCUAUGAUCAGGAAAGGGAGAUGUGAACUAGGAGGCUUAAACCCAAGACUUCCUUGUGGCAAUGUCCUUCCAUGCACGACAUGGUACUGAGUGGAUGUUAAAUCAUGUAUGUGAUCUUAUUGGUAUGGUUUAUGCUAGAACUCAAUUGCCUAGCUGCCCGCCAAAGAGACCUAGCUUUUUGUUACAUAGUCAAGUUGAUA
Messenger RNA from Macadamia integrifolia, 1021 nucleotides. RefSeq lists its product as uncharacterized. The transcript has 2 exons. The record is from RefSeq and is a predicted model, not a curated record. Lineage: Eukaryota; Viridiplantae; Streptophyta; Magnoliopsida; Proteales; Proteaceae. The coding region runs from base 47 to 760 and encodes 237 amino acids.